Molecule: messenger RNA, 5611 nt
Organism: Cheilinus undulatus (humphead wrasse)
Lineage: Eukaryota; Metazoa; Chordata; Actinopteri; Labriformes; Labridae
Gene: thbs1b
Product: thrombospondin 1b
Exons: 23
Coding region: 217-3726 (1169 amino acids)
Biological process (GO): cell adhesion; negative regulation of angiogenesis
Cellular component (GO): extracellular region
Molecular function (GO): protein binding; calcium ion binding
Source: RefSeq, a predicted model, not a curated record
AGCGGCUGAAAGCAGCGAGGAAAGUUUUCAAUCAAGAGGAAAAAUAAAAAGACAAAAUAUUUUAUAAUUUACCCAUUUUUUUUGCACAGUGGAGCCUUUUACUUUCAAAUAACGCCAUAAAGUCACACUUGAGGAUUAUUGUUGGACUUUUUUCCACUUAUUGGAUUUUAUUAUUUCUGCUCUGCUGUUUUUGUGAGGCAGGCAGCAGGUUUCACCAUGAAGCUGACAGGGAUUUUUUUGCUCUUGAUGCUUUGGACCUGCGAGGGUGUGCGUAUUGCAGAGUCCCGAGACGACAAUAGCGUGUAUGACUUGUUUGAUCUCGUCCAAGUCCCCAAGAAGAACCACGGGGUCACCCUGGUGAAAGGAGACGACCCAUACAGCCCCGCCUACAAGAUCCUCAACCCGGACCUGAUCCCCCCGGUUCCCGAGAGCGCCUUUAGGAACCUGAUCGAUUCCAUCCACGCCGAGAGAGGGUUCCUCCUCCUGCUCAACUUUAAGCAGUUUAAACGCACCAGAGGAAGCCUCCUGACCGUGGAGAAGCUGGACGGCUCCGGACCCGUGUUUGAGAUCGUCUCCAACGGCAAAGCGAACACCUUGGACAUAGUUUUCUCCACUGAGAACAAGCAGCAGGUGGUUUCCAUCGAGGAUGUGGAUCUGGCCACGGGCCACUGGAAGAAUAUCACGCUCUUCGUGCAGGAGGACCGCGCGCAGCUGUACGCGGGAUGCGAGGAGGUGAACACCGCCGAGCUGGAUGCGCCCAUCCAGAGCAUCCUGACCCUGGAGACCCCUGCCAGCGCGCGCCUCAGAGUUGGCAAGGGAGCUGUGAAUGAGAGAUUCAUGGGGGUCCUACAAAACGUGCGGUUUGUGUUUGGAACCACACUGGAUGCCAUCCUGCGCAACAAAGGAUGCCAAAACACCAUCAUGACUGACACCAUGAUCCUGGAGAACCUGAACGGCUCCUCAGCCAUCAGAACUGAGUACACCGGGCACAAGACUAAAGAUCUGCAGAUGGUGUGUGGCUUCUCCUGUGAGGACCUGAUCAGCAUGUUUAAGGAGCUGAAGGGUCUCGGUGUCGUGGUCAAGGAGCUGUCCAAUGAACUCCGCAGGCUGACUGAUGAGAACAGACUGAUUACCAAUCGUAUCGGCAUUCACAGCGGUGUGUGCAUCCACAAUGGCAUUGUGCACAAGAACAGAGACGAGUGGACCGUGGACGACUGCACCGAGUGCACUUGUCAGGACUCUGCUACCGUGUGCCGCAAGAUUUCCUGCCCAUUGAUGCCCUGCUCUAAUGCUACUGUUCCUGAUGGAGAGUGCUGUCCAACCUGUGGAACACUGAGCGACUUUGCAGAGGGCGGCUGGUCGCCUUGGUCUGAAUGGACCCAUUGUUCCGUGUCAUGUGGGCGGGGCAUCCAGCAGCGUGGGCGCUCUUGCGACCGUAUCAAUAACAACUGUGAGGGUACCUCUGUGCAGACCCGUGACUGCUACCUCCAGGAGUGUGACAAGCGAUUCAAGCAGGACGGCAACUGGAGCCACUGGUCACCCUGGUCCUCCUGCUCCGUCACCUGUGGUGCUGGUGUCAUCACCCGCAUCCGCCUUUGCAACUCCCCCACCCCUCAGCUUGGCGGCAAGGAGUGUGUGGGAGAGGGCCGUCAAACUGAGAAGUGUCAGAAGUCUCCAUGCCCGAUCAAUGGCAACUGGGGUCCCUGGUCACCAUGGGAUACCUGCUCUCUCACCUGUGGAGGCGGUGUCCAGACUCGUAAACGCUUGUGCAAUGACCCUGCACCAAAAUACGGUGGGAAAGAGUGUGUUGGUGAAGCCAAAGAAAGCCAGUUGUGCAACAAGAAAGCCUGCCCAGUUGAUGGAUGCUUGUCCAACCCCUGCUUUGCCGGAGCCAAGUGCACCAGUUUCCCUGACGGUUCUUGGAAGUGUGGCAAAUGCCCAGCUGGCUACUCUGGCAAUGGUAUCAAGUGUAAAGAUAUAGAUGAGUGCAAGGAGGUUCCAGAUGCCUGCUUCGAGUUUAAUGGUGUGCACCGCUGUGAGAACACAGAUCCAGGAUACAACUGUCUUCCCUGCCCUCCUCGCUACACAGGACCCCAGCCGUUUGGUAGAGGUGUGGAGCAGGCCACUGCUAAGAAACAGGUGUGCACACCCCGUAAUCCCUGCCUGGAUGGAAGCCACGACUGCAACAAAAACGCCCGCUGUAACUACCUUGGACACUUUGCAGAUCCCAUGUACCGCUGCGAAUGCAAGCCCGGCUACGCUGGCAACGGCCACAUCUGUGGAGAGGACACAGAUCUGGAUGGGUGGCCCAAUGCUGACUUGGUUUGUGUGGAGAAUGCCACCUACCACUGCACAAAGGAUAACUGUCCAAACCUCCCUAACUCUGGGCAGGAAGAUUAUGAUAAGGAUGGCAUUGGAGAUGCUUGUGACAAUGAUGAUGACAAUGAUAGCAUUCCUGAUGACAGGGACAACUGUCCAUUCGUAUACAACCCCAGGCAGUAUGACUAUGACCGUGAUGAGGUUGGUGACCGCUGUGACAACUGCCCCUAUAAUAGCAACCCAGACCAGACGGACACAGACAACAAUGGAGAAGGAGAUGCUUGCGCUGUUGACAUUGAUGGAGAUGGCAUACUGAAUGAGAAGGACAACUGCCCCUAUGUGUACAAUGUUGAUCAGAGAGACACAGAUCUGGAUGGAGUUGGAGACAUGUGCGACAAUUGUCCACUGGAACAUAAUCCUGAUCAGGUGGAUUCAGAUGAUGACCGUGUUGGAGACAAGUGUGAUAGCAACCAGGACAUUGAUGAGGAUGGACACCAGAACAACCUGGACAACUGUCCAUACAUCCCCAAUGCUAACCAGGCUGAUCACGACAAAGAUGGCAAGGGUGAUGCCUGCGACCAUGAUGAUGACAACGAUGGCAUUCCAGAUGACAAGGACAACUGUAGACUGGCCUUCAACCCUGACCAACUGGACUCUGAUGGUGAUGGACGUGGAGAUGCUUGCAAAGACGACUUUGAUCAAGACAAUGUCCCUGACAUCUAUGAUGUGUGUCCUGAGAAUUUUGACAUCAGUGAGACAGACUUCCGCAAGUUCCAGAUGGUUCCUCUGGACCCCAAAGGCACCUCUCAGAUUGAUCCUAACUGGGUGGUCCGCCAUCAGGGUAAAGAGUUGGUGCAGACUGUCAAUUGUGACCCUGGCAUUGCUGUUGGUUACCACGAGUUCAAUUCUGUGGACUUCAGCGGAACUUUCUUCAUCAACACAGAGAGGGACGAUGAUUACGCCGGCUUUGUUUUUGGCUACCAGUCCAGUUCCAGAUUCUAUGUUGUGAUGUGGAAGCAGAUUACACAGACUUACUGGUCCAACAAACCCACCAAGGCUCAGGGUUACUCUGGCCUGUCCAUCAAAGUGGUCAACUCCACCACUGGCCCAGGAGAGCACCUUAGGAAUGCCCUUUGGCACACGGGAAAUACCCCAGGACAGGUCCGCACUCUCUGGCAUGACCCUAAGAACGUUGGAUGGAAAGACUUCACUGCUUACAGAUGGCAUCUGAUCCACAGACCGAGAACAGGACUUAUUAGAGUUGUGAUGUACGAGGGCAAGAAGAUCAUGGCUGAUUCCGGGAGCAUCUAUGACAAGACCUAUGCAGGCGGCAGGCUAGGUCUUUUUGUCUUUUCCCAAGAGAUGGUAUACUUCUCAGACCUCAAGUAUGAAUGCAGAGAUGCCUAAGCGCACAGCGCAGUAAGCUCUGAGGAAUGCACCUUUUUUGUACAAAGUAUGAACUUAUUUUUUCUGAUGCAAAGUCCAGGGACCGAUAUCUCCGCAACUUUUUCUUCUGCGGUACGCACACUUGGACAGGGCGAGGGGCAUGUAUGUGGUCAGCCUUGGAGUAGCUUGAAGCAGGUUCAGACUUACCUGUUGACUACCUAAGGAUCAGAGAGCCCCUUCUUCUCCAUCCUUAACAUCCAUGGGAGCAGAGCGUGCUCUGGAAAAAAAAAACAAAAAAAAAACAAGCCCUCUACCUUUGCCAGUAGGACACAGACAACUUUCUAUCCCAGCUCUGCCUGCUUCCUCGCUCUCUGAAAGACCUCAUUUAUCUUUGUGCGGGAAUGCUCCCCAUAGAUAUCUAUGCACUUCCAAGCCUUUACAUCUCUCUCUAAGUCUACCCUCUUUAGCCUUGUGCCUUUCUACCUUACCUUCUGAAUGGACAUCCCAAAGAAAAGACUGAUGAAAUAUUCCAUUCAUUCCACCAGAUCUGCCAGGACUUGAAGGAUGAAGAUAGCAUUGAUAUCUUUAGGAAUUUUUGAGGACACAUGACUCUAGAAACCGUUGGGUGUGGAAUAAAGUGGAACUAAGGGGAGCAUAGUGUUGGUGUUCAUGGGUGUAUUGUAUGUGGACGACUGGACAAGAAUCAGGCAAGAAAGUGCCUUUACCCAUCUACUAAGAAUCUAUUUAGAAGUAUUAGAAAGAGAACUACAAUUUUUAUUUAGCUUGGCUCUCGUGAACUUACACUUAUUGACUUUUCUUGUCUUCUUGUUGAAAUAACUCUCAGGGUGAGAUGGAAGUAAGAGCCUUCCAAUUUUAGACUAAAAAGAUAAGGGUUGACAGAAAUUUUGCAGGGGCCCGUGAUCUCAAAGCCAAUAUUCCUUCAAAAAUAGCCUCCAUCUUAAAUGUAAAUUUGGUUGAUGAAGAAACUUCCCUCAGAUUAUGAGGAUGUCCAUUUGAAAUUAUGUAAAUACAUGUAAUUUAUUGACAUUUGCCUACAAUGUAGGCAGCUAAAGAAAUCUGAAUGCUUUAAAGAAAAGUUACAAAAACACAUCCAAUAUCAGACCUUAAACAGGUGAAGCUAGGAGUCAGAGACAUUAUGCAUGCUCUUGUCAAUAUCUUAUCAUCUCCCGCUGUACAAAGUGAAUUAGUUAUUCUUCAAAUAGAGCUAUUUAGCAUGAAGUGUAUAACUUGUGUGCCUUUUCUUCAGAGAGAGAUGAAAAACAAAGGAAAUCUUUGAUGUACAAAUAUUACCUCAUUGCUGUUGUAUAAUUUGAUCAAAAAACACAACCUAAGUACUUUUUCAUAUGCUUUUGAAAUGAUGGACGUUUUAGUGCUACUGUAGCCUGAGCUGUAAAUAGUAUGACAUUUUUUUCUUCAAACACAACAAUCUCCCAAACCUGUGGUCUACCCUGGUGUGAUUUACAGAACAAUGGGAGAUUUCUUUUUUUAUGAAUAAUAUUGCUUUAUCAUGAUAUGUCCAAUGCUGUUUUUAGCAGGUAAAUUAUUCUUCGGUUUUGUUGUAGCUGUUUGAAAGAUGGUUGAUUUAUGUGUGUGCGUGUGUGUAGAAAAUUGCUAUUUAAAUAAUUUAUCAGGAUUUGUUGCCUUGCUGAAGGCCGCGAGUCCUUCUGUAUAAACGGUUUGCACACUGACGUGAGGAUGUUCUGUUCUUUAUUGUUUUUACCUUCUUUGUUAUUGUGUAUCAAUGUUUCCAGUGUUUUUGUACGAUUAGUUUUGCUUUUCUGUAAACAUUUUUUCUUAGAUGUACAAAGCAAAAAUGCUGUUUUUAUUCAUAGCGGUUAUUUUGUUACAUACUUCCAAGAUAAUAAAUAGUUGUUAAAAUUCUCAA